Molecule: messenger RNA, 2048 nt
Organism: [Torrubiella] hemipterigena
Lineage: Eukaryota; Fungi; Ascomycota; Sordariomycetes; Hypocreales; Clavicipitaceae
Source: the annotation of a GenBank genome assembly
CCCAGAUGCUGCAUUACCAGUUGCCCAGCAUUGUUCAACACUAUACUAUUAAACCCAAAACAAAUGAUAUUGGCUGGGGUUUUUUUUAUUUGAGUUUUUCUUAAACACCAUGCGUAUAUUGAUUAUUCUAGGUAUAAUUUAGAUAUCAUAGUCUCACGCAUUGGAGCGUUCUCGGAACGCUGAUAGAGUUGCACCAGCAAUCCCACUACAGACUGCUUAUCUCAACUGUCUUGAACUUCAAACAAGUGCUGUAUCGCUGCUGUUUGCGUAAAGAGAGGCUACUAUUUCAUCUUUAUUUUCUUUAAAAAAAAGCGUUAUAAAAAAAAGAAUGUUUUUCUCUUACCCUCCAUCUCACCACCGUUCAGUAUUCCAUCUCACCAUCAUCGUCCAGUCCCCAAUGCAUGCAUCUACCCGAGUGAAACAAUCAUACCCAAUGAAAGCCCCCCAAAAGUAUCCAUAAGCCGCUAUCUUGCAGCCUUAUGUUUGCCCGUUGCGCGCUAAUGCGUCAUCGGCCACCGCCCGCCGGAAAUGUCCCCAAUUCCACGGUGGAGCUCCUCCGCCUGACACGGUCACUGGGCGUUACCCCCAAAGCGACCGCACCUCUUUGCUAUCCUCUCAUCGCCGCCUUUAAUCUCCAAAUAACAACACAAAGCAUCGCUGGUCGCUGCGUAAAACCCCCUCAAAAUCACCAUCGACUGCUUCAGUCACCAAGAGACACAAAAAGCUCGCCUUGAAACACGUCGCUCACUCAGCAAACCAACCCGCUCGUCUAGCGGCAGCACGCCAUGGAUCUCUUGCAGGCCGGCAGCGCUCAGUGCGAUGGACUCCGGUCUCCAGGCUAUACAGGGCUCAUUAUUUCCAUCGUCAUCCUCAUCGGCAUCUUCGUCUCCUAUCUCCCCCAACACUAUCGCAUCAUCGCACGCGGCACCGCGGAGGGCAUCUCACCCCUCUUUGUCCUUCUUGGCACAACAUCUGCCACGGCCGGCUUUGCCAAUAUUCUCGUCGUUCCCCCCUCUCGAGACGCGAUAAGCUGCUGCAGAGAGCUCGAGACGUUUGAGUGCGCGGCUGGCUUGCUUGGCGUGGCGCAGCUAGGCAUCCAGUGGCUAUGCUACAGCUUAAUUCUUGUUCUCUUUUUAGUGUUUUUCCGAUACGAUGACGCAACCGUGCCCCAGGAGGAACUUGCUGGCGAAUCCCCCAAGUGGCAGACUGCGACGUUGGUUGGCCUGCUCGCCUUCCUACAUGGUUUAGUGGUCGUCGUGUUGACUGGCGUCUUUGCCAUUGCAAAGCCCGGACUACUUAACACAUGGGCCAUCAUUCUCGGCAUUAUGGCUACGGGUCUCGCAGCCGUCCAGUACGUACCACAAAUCUUGACGACGUACCGCAUCAAGCAUGCCGGCAGCUUGAGCAUUCCCAUGAUGUGCAUCCAAACGCCUGGUGGGCUAUUAGUUGCGGCCAGUCUCUAUUUCCGCCUGGGCUGGGAAGGCUGGAGCACGUGGAUCAUCUACCUCCUAACCGCUGCAAUGCAGGGCGCCGUCCUAGGAUUAUGUGUAUACUAUGAAGUCGUCGCGCGACGAGAAGAUCAUCCGCCUGCUAUUUACAUUGACGGUGAUCCCAACGUCCCCGAUCAGACUCCCAGCUCCGAUACGAGGCCUGUUGCUAACCGCACCUACUCGGAGGGCUGGGAGCGUGGAUUGCCGGGGCCAUUCACCGGACACCCCGAACUAUAUGCCGAAACAGAGGAGGAUCUGGAGCAUAUCCAGGACCGUGAGGAGAGGGCUAUUGCCCGGGAGAGCCAGCCGCUGCUCAAACCCGGUGGUAUUGGUAACCCGAACAAAGGCUAUGAUGCUGUCCGUCGCGAAUAACGGCGAGUUUGCUGUGGUUGCUGUUGAUGAAGUCUACAGGCGUUGCUUGUCCCCCUUUAUGUACAAAGAUAACUAUAACCAAACUUGGGUUCAAACUCGAAUAUCCAUUAUUUCAAACCAAGAACUCAUGCGAUCAGGCCACUCAUAAUAGAACAUUGUGUCUCUCGUGCAUAAACGACACGCGAU